Molecule: messenger RNA, 1291 nt
Organism: Osmerus eperlanus (European smelt)
Lineage: Eukaryota; Metazoa; Chordata; Actinopteri; Osmeriformes; Osmeridae
Gene: psmc3ip
Product: PSMC3 interacting protein
Exons: 8
Coding region: 115-756 (213 amino acids)
Biological process (GO): meiotic joint molecule formation; homologous chromosome pairing at meiosis; meiotic strand invasion involved in reciprocal meiotic recombination
Cellular component (GO): DNA recombinase auxiliary factor complex; condensed nuclear chromosome
Molecular function (GO): recombinase activator activity; double-stranded DNA binding
Source: RefSeq, a predicted model, not a curated record
UGGCGCGCGGAAAGUACAAACCAAUGGUACAAACAGCAAGUAGCUAGCUGUAAAAGCACAUUCUUGGAGCUGAAAGUUACUCGUCCUUAUUAUACCCACUUAUACACCAAAACAAUGAGCAAAAAAGAUAACGUAGGUAUGGCCCUCAUUCUUGACUAUUUAAAUGAAAAGAAUCGCCCGUACAGUGCCCAAGAUGUAUUCGGCAACUUGCAAAAGCAGCAUGGACUAGGAAAGACGGCGGUGGUUAAAGCCAUGGAACAGUUGGCUCAAGAGGGGAAAAUCAAAGAGAAGAUAUAUGGCAAGCAAAAGAUCUAUUUUGCAGAUCAAGCCCAGUUUACAGAGGUGAGUGAAGCAGACCUGAAAGCCAUGGACACACGGGUAUCUGAGCUCAGCACCAAAGUGCAGGCUGUCACUCAAGACUGCAGACAGCUAGAAACAGAGCUCAAGCAGCUCAACAGCUCACUAACUACAGCAGAUAUGAUGUCAGAGAUCCAGCAACUCAAAGCUGAGUGCUCAGGGUACCACGAACGUCUGGAAAAAAUCAAAUCAGCCACAAAUCACAUCACUCCAGAAGAGAAGGAGAAGGUUUACAAAGACAGGAAUAUCUAUGUGAAGGAAUGGAAAAAGAGGAAGAGACUGGCAUCAGACAUGAUUUCUGCCAUCUUAGAGGGGUACCCUAAGAGCAAGAAGCAGUUCCUGGCAAAAGCUGGCGUGGAGACUGAUGAGGACUGCAAGGUGGCUGUGCCAAGUACAUGACAGAAUGUGGACGUGUUUCUAGUUGCUCCAGUUUCUUCAAUGUUGCUCAUUAGAAAGUCAUAUUUAUUUGGUGUUUUGAUGGUGACACAUCAGUGUAUAUAUACCUUUUGUUUGUUUCCUGAAGAUGUUUAGCAAAAGUAUAAUUUGGAAUAAAGUUUCUAUAAACAUAUCAGGGUUUUUGUGGGGUCUUAAAAAUAGACUCUUGGUUGAGCCUUUCCUGGUGGAACAGUUGGGAGAGGGGAUCUGGACAGUCGGGGAGUGCGCUGCGGUUACAGGGAUCUGGGCCCACGGAUGUGUUUGGCACUACGCUCUGUGCUGGUUUUGAACCCAGGUCGUUAUAGUGUAGGCCCUUGUUCUCGACCCACUACACCACGGGGUCCCCGUUCUAUAAACUUGGAAAUAACAUAUAUAUUACUUAACAGAUAUCAGUUAAAUGAAUUAUCAAUUGGUUUGAGCGAGAUUGGAACCAGGGGUACCGUGUUUGGCAGUAGACUCGAUGGUACACAUGCUUACCCACAUGCUUAGGUUUCCUGCA